GCUACCUGAAAAUUACUAAGGAUGUGGCAUUAUAACCUCCUUUCUCUCAUCUUCAGUUUUUCAGUGUAUCAUCGAUGGCUUUUUUCAAAUACAAGGAAAUCCUUUUUACUCCACUGGUCCACUCAGUGGAAACACUCAGCUAUGUAGAAAACGAAUUCCAACUGCUGGAUGAUGAUACUGUGGUCGUAGCUUACCCCAAGUCAGGUACUCAUUGGAUGGUGGAGAUCUUGGGCUUAAUCCAGAGUCAAGGGGACCCCACAUGGGUUCAGAAGGUACCACUGUGGGAAAGGGCACCCUGGAUUGAGAUGGAUGAUCAUUUGCAGAUUGCCUUGAAAAAUCCUUCCCCAAGGAUCCUGAAUACUCACCUGGCAUUCCAGCUUUUCCCCAAGUCCUUCCUCCACUCCAAGGCCAAGAUAGUCUGUACACUGCGUAACCCCAGAGAUGUGAUGGUUUCAACCUACUACUUCAGGAAAGGCCUUAAAGAUUGCAAUGAUCUAGAAACUGUGGAAGAGUUCAUGGAGAGUUUCCUGAGUGGGGAAGUGGGUUAUGGUUCCUGGUUUGACCAUGUGAAAGGCUGGGUGGAGAUGAAGGAGAGAGCCAACAUCUUCUUCAUCACCUAUGAAGAACUGCAGCAGGACCUUCGAGGCAGCGUGCAGAAGAUCUGUCAUUUUCUUGGCAAGGAGCUAAACAGCCAACAAAUUGAGUCUGUGGUGGAAAACGCCUCCUUCCAGAAGAUGAAGGACAACAAGAUGUCCAACUUUUCUUUAAUACCAGAGAGCAUUUUUGAUCAAACAAAAGCAAAGUUCAUGAGGAAAGGGAUCUCCGGGGACUGGAAGAACCACCUGACAGUGGCGCAGAGUGAACGCUUUGAUGAUGCCUAUCAGGAGAACAUGCAUGGCGUGAAUAUGACCUUCCCAUGGGACCAAAGAGUCCGAGAUUGUUGCUCCUGCUAAGAACCUCUCCUCCUCCUAAGAACCACAUUCUUAUGUAUCAUAUGGUUUGGCUAUUUUCUGCUACCACUGCGCUAAAUAAACAUACCUGACCAGGAAUGGAACAGUUGUUCUUUAUUUUUUGACCAAAUCACAAAGUGCCUUUAGAGCUUGGAGGUCCUUCUGCAGCAGCUGCAGGAGAAAUGCUGAGAUCGAGACGCCCCUUGAACAUCUCCUUCAUAGAUCUGAUGAAGGCCUUCAACCUUGUCAGCCAAAAAGGACUCUUCACACUCCUCAAAAU
Messenger RNA from Podarcis raffonei (Aeolian wall lizard), 1230 nucleotides. Its product is annotated as sulfotransferase 2B1-like. Lineage: Eukaryota; Metazoa; Chordata; Lepidosauria; Squamata; Lacertidae. Gene Ontology annotation, molecular function: sulfotransferase activity. Gene Ontology annotation, biological process: sulfation. The transcript has 6 exons. Gene Ontology annotation, cellular component: cytoplasm. The coding region runs from base 75 to 953 and encodes 292 amino acids. The record is from RefSeq and is a predicted model, not a curated record.